Molecule: messenger RNA, 10318 nt
Organism: Amblyraja radiata (thorny skate)
Lineage: Eukaryota; Metazoa; Chordata; Chondrichthyes; Rajiformes; Rajidae
Gene: dock6
Product: dedicator of cytokinesis 6
Exons: 50
Coding region: 66-6425 (2119 amino acids)
Biological process (GO): positive regulation of GTPase activity; small GTPase-mediated signal transduction
Cellular component (GO): cytosol
Molecular function (GO): guanyl-nucleotide exchange factor activity
Source: RefSeq, a predicted model, not a curated record
GAGCGAGGGACAGGGCCGAGUGAGCGAGUGAGUGAGCCGCCGCUCGGGUGCCCGUCGGCAGCACCAUGGCCACUUCAACCGAGCGCCGCGCGUUCGCUCAGAAGAUUAACCGGACUGUGGCAGCUGAAGUCAGGAAGCAAGUAUCCGGCCAAUAUAGCAGCUCGCCGCAGCUGUCCAAGAAACGCAGUGGCUCCCAUCAGUUGGUACCCCUUUCUGAAGUGGUGGAGCCUGUGGAUUUUGAGGAAUACCUGACAUCACAUCCCCCUGCUCCAGAACCAGGCCCACUCCGAGAGCUGCUUGAGUUUCCCGCAGACGAUAUUGAAGUAGCGUACGAGCCACGAGAAUGUCGCACCAUCGAACCCGGAGUCCCAGAGGAAUUGGGAGCGGACCCUCGAGUAAGAGAUGCUGUGCAGAUCUACACCGAAGACUGGGUCAUUGUUCACAGAAAGCAUCAAAAGCUGAGCACUGCAUUUAGCGUCAGCACGAUAGAUAAGCAGCGUGAGAGACAACGGGGCCUGCCCAAGCAGAUCUUUGAGACUGAUGAAGUUGUCGAUGAACGAGGUGCCCAAGAUGAUCAGGAUGAGUUGAAGCGGCGAUCGGUGUCUCUGGAUGACACGCCGAGGGGGAGUUGGGCCUCCAGUAUCUUUGACCUGAAGAACUCCACCGCCGACUCGCUGUUGCCCAGCCUUCUGGAUCGUACGGCCAUUGAUGAAGUGGACAAGCGCAAUGGGGAGCAGAGGAAAGAAAACCGACACGGGGAAGUGCUGGCACUCUUCCCACCUCCAGAUGAGGAUGAAGCUGUAGAACGAUCCUCUAUUCCUGAAGUCCCGAAAGAACAUUUUGGGCAAAGAGUUCUUGUAAAGUGUCUGUCGUUGAAGUUUGAAAUUGAAAUUGAGCCGAUAUUUGGAGUUUUGGCCUUGUAUGAUGUGAAGGAAAAGAAGAAGAUUUCUGAGAACUUCUACUUUGAUUUGAAUUCUGACCAAAUAAAAGGUCUUCUCCGCCCUCAUAAUCCCCAUGCUGCUAUCUCCACAUUGGCCAGGUCCACCAUCUUCUCCAUAACGUAUCCUUCUACUGACAUAUUCCUUGUAAUUAAGCUUGAAAAGGUUCUGCAGCAGGGUGACAUUGGGGAAUGUGCUGAACCCUACAUGGUUAUGAAGGAAUCUGAUUCCACGAAGCACAAGGAGAAGGUGGAGAAAUUGAAGAAUCAAGCAGAACAUUUUUGCAACAAAUUGGGCAAAUUCCGAAUGCCCUUUGCCUGGACCGCAAUCCACCUCAUGAACAUAGUGAGCAGUGCCGGGAGCCUGGAACGUGACUCCUCUGAUUCAGAAAAUGAGCGAAAGGGCACGUGGACAGACCGCAAAAAGAGAACAUUGGAACGGAUGAACCUUGGGGACGAUGCCUGUAACUACACCAACUUUCGGCCAGCUACCCUGACAGUCACAAAUUUUUUUAAACAGGAAGGGGACCGUUUAAGUGAUGAAGACUUGUACAAAUUUCUAGCAGACAUGAGAAGACCCUCCUCAGUUCUGCGGAGAUUACGCCCGGUGACAGCUCAACUCAAGAUUGAUAUAUCUCCUGCUCCUGAAAGUCCACACUACUGCCUCUCCCCUGAGCUGCUACAUGUCAAACCGUACCCAGAUCCUCGAGUGCGUCCAACUAAAGAAAUCCUGGAGUUUCCAGCGAGGGAGGUCUAUGUACCAUACACUGCAUACAGGAACCUGGUCUAUGUCUACCCACAGAGUUUGAACUUCAGCAGCCGCCAAGGCUCUGUGCGGAACAUAACAGUGAAGAUCCAGUUCAUGGCAGGAGAGGAUCCCAACAGCGCCAUGCCGGUUAUCUUUGGGAAGUCCAGCUGUGCUGAAUUUUCAAGAGAAGCAUAUUCUGCUGUGGUGUACCAUAACAAAUCUCCAGAGUUUUACGAGGAAAUUAAAAUGAAAAUCCCAGCGAACCUGACAGAUAAUCACCACAUGCUCUUCACCUUUUAUCACAUCAGCUGCCAGCAGAAACCCAGUUCAUCGCUGGAGACACCUGUGGGCUACACGUGGAUCCCUUUAAUGCAACACGGCCGCCUCCGAACGGGACAAUUCAGCCUUCCCGUGUCCGUGGACAAGCCACCGCCCAGUUACUCCGUCCUCACUCCUGAUGUCCAGUUGCCAGGUAUGAAGUGGGUCGACAACCACAAAGGAGUUUUUAAUGUGGAAGUACUGGCAGCAUCAUCAGUCCAUACCCAGGACCAAUUUCUGGAUAAGUUUUUUACUCUAGUGCACGUUCUGGAAGAAUAUUCUUUCCCGUUUCGACUGAAGGAUGUGAUCAUCACAGAGAAUAAUGUGGAGACAGAACUGAAGGCCAGUAUAAACAACCUGCGGUCAGCAAAGAUGGAACCACUUCUUCGAUUUGUCCACCAUGUCCUCAACAAACUCAUCCUCCUAAUUGUGCGGCCUCCAGUUAUCAGCGGCCAAAUAGUAAAUCUGGGUCGAGCUGCUUUUGAAGCAAUGGCUCAGCUCGUCAAUCAGAUCCAUAAAAACUUAGAAGGAAAUCAAGACCAACAUGGACACAACAACCUUCUGGCAUCCUAUAUAUAUUAUAUGUUUCACCUUCCAGACAGUGACCACCAUCCGCAGUUCCCCGGAUUAAGCAGCCCGUUAUACACUGGCCCCAUUCAAUAUGCCACCUUGUCUCGUGCUACUGCCAGGCCUACCAGCCUAAACCUGUCUCGUUCAAAGAGCAUCAGCAACAGCAAUCCAGAUCUUGCCACCACGCCAACAACACCAGAUGAUGAGGUGAAAAAAAUCAUGGGUUGCAAAGGGAUCGAUCGUUCACACUCCUGGGUUAAUUCUGCUUACGCUCCCGGUGGGCCAAAGGCUGUCUUGCGGAGAAACCAUCCCAAUUCAAGCUGUGAUCUAAAGCAGGCAACUGAGCGGAGUCCCAACCGCAUGUCCUCAUUUUUGGACGGCUUCACUCAUUCACAGCACAGUCAGCCAAGAUUUUCAACAAAAAAGCUUCUCCAUGAGGAGUUGGCCUUGCAGUGGGUGGUCAGCACCAGCAGUGUGCGGGAGGCAGCCUUGCAGCAGGCAUGGUUUUUCUUUCAGCUAAUGGUGAAAAGUAUGGGGCAUCAUCUCCAUCUUUCAGACAAGCUUGAAACUCCUCGGAAACUGAGAUUCCCAGAGAGAUUUGUGGAUGAUAUAACCGCUUUAGCCAACAUGAUCACAACGGACAUUGUCAGCAGGUUCCAGAAGGAUGUUGAGUUGGUGGAGCGGCUGAAUAUCAGCUUGGCAUUCUUUCUCAACGAUCUACUCUCCCUGAUGGAUCGAGGAUAUAUUUUCGGUCUCAUUCGCAUGUACUACAAACAGGUCAGCAAUAAAUUGCAGGCAGCACAGAACCCUCAUGCCCUUAUUUCUCUGCGACUGGACUUCAUUCGCAUCAUCUGCAGCCACGAGCACUACAUCACGCUAAACCUCCCGUGCAGCACACUAUCUCCCCCUGCCUCUCCAUCCCCAUCCGUCUCCUCGGCUACCUCCCAGAGUUCGGGCUUUUCCACUCUCAUCCAAGAUCAGAAGAUAGCCAACAUGUUUGAGAUGUCGGUGCCUUUUCGACAGCAGCACUUUCUAGUGGGGCUGCUAUUGACUGAGCUGGCCUUGAUCCUGGAACCAGAUGUCGAAGGUUUGUUCUUUCUGCAUAAAAAGGCGAUUGGUGCAAUCCAUAACCUGCUGUGCAGUCAUGAUGCAGACUCUCGCUACACUGAUAGUGAGGUCAAAGCUCAUGUUGCCAAGCUGUAUUUACCACUAAUUGGCAUUGUGAUGGACACCCUGCCUCAGCUGUACGACUUCACAGAAAACGGCAACCCGAAGGGACGCUUGGCUGCGUCAGUGAUGGAUGAGGUGGACAAUGAGAACAGCAACAUGAUCAGUCAGACCAUCGCCAUGGCAAUAGCAGGAUCGCCUGUGCCCCAUCCAAACAGGAAUGCCCCGUUCCAGCUCCCUGUUGUGCCUAGCCGGCAGUACUCAACAUUGUCAGCUGAAUCCAGUCGCAUCCUUCUCAUCUGUUUCCUCUGGGUCUUGAAGAAUGCAGACGAGGAGAUCCUGCAGAAGUGGUUCACAGAUCUCUCAGUGUUCCAACUAAACCGCCUGCUCGAUCUAUUGUACCUCUGCAUAUCCUGCUUUGAAUACAAGGGUAAGAAAGCUUUUGAACGGAUUAAUAGCCUAACAUUUAAGAAAUCCCAAGACAUGAAAGCCCGGUUAGAAGAGGCCAUUCUCGGCACUGUAAGUGCUCGUCAGGAGAUGGUGCGACGUAGUCGAGAGAGGAGUCCUUUUGGAAACCAAGAAAAUGUUCGCUGGAGGAAGAACAUCACCCACUGGAGGCAGAAUGCUGAUAAGGUUGACAAGACAAAGUCUGAAAUUGAACAUGAUGCCUUGGUGGACGGGAACUUGGUUACUGAGUCUAACCUGGUGAUUUUGGACAUACUUGAAAUCAUUGUGCAGACAGUCAUGGUGUCAGAAUCUAAAGAAAGUGUGCUGACGGGAGUGUUGAAGGUCAUUUUACACAGCAUGGCUUGUAACCAGAGUGCCCUCUUCCUGCAACACUGCUUUGCCACCCAACGGGCACUCGUCUUCAAGUUUCCCGAAAUGCUGUUUGAGGAGGACACUGAGCUCUGUGCUGACCUGUGUUUGCGGCUCCUUCGACACUGCAGUAGCUGUGUGGGCACCAUCCGGUCUCAUGCCAGCGCUUCCCUCUACCUCCUGAUGAGGCAGAACUUUGAGAUUGGCAAUAACUUUGCCCGAGUGAAAAUGCAAGUCACAAUGUCGCUGUCUUCGCUGGUGGGAACUUCCCAAAACUUUAAUGAAGAAUACCUUCGACGCUCUCUGAAAACCAUUCUGACAUAUGCAGAGGAAGACCUGGAACUGCGAGAAACCACCUUUCCUGAACAGGUCCAAGACCUGGUGUUCAAUCUGCACAUGAUCCUCACAGACACAGUGAAGAUGAAGGAGCACCAGGAGGAUCCUGAGAUGUUGAUGGAUCUAAUGUACAGAAUCGCCAAAGGCUACCAGACAUCACCAGACUUGCGUCUGACGUGGUUGCAGAACAUGGCAGGCAAGCACUCGGAGCGGACAAACAAUGCGGAGGCGGCGCAGUGCCUGGUACACUCCGCAGCAUUGGUGGCAGAAUACCUCAACAUGCUGGAAGACUGUCGGUACUUGCCUGUGGGUUGCGUCACCUUUCAGAAUAUAUCAUCAAACGUCCUUGAAGAAUCGGCUGUAUCGGAUGACGUUCUUUCUCCAGAUGAAGAAGGAAUUUGUGCUGGGAAAUAUUUCACAGAAGCUGGCCUGGUAGGAUUGCUAGAACAAGCAGCAGCAUCCUUUACGAUGGCUGGGAUGUACGAAGCUGUGAAUGAAGUUUACAAGAUCCUGAUUCCAAUUCAUGAAGCCAACCGGGAUAGUAAGAAACUGGCAACAAUCCACGGGAAACUACAGGAUGCUUUCAACAAAAUCUCUAAUCAGAGCUCUGGCUGGGAGAGGAUGUUUGGGACUUAUUUCCGGGUGGGCUUCUACGGUUGUAAGAUUGGAGAUCUGGAUGAGCAAGAAUUUGUCUAUAAGGAGCCCUCGAUCACCAAACUGGCGGAGAUUUCAUACCGACUUGAGGAGUUCUACCGAGACCGGUUUGGGGAAGAGGCUGCUGAGAUUAUCAAAGAUUCCAAUCCAGUCGACAAAGGCAAACUGGACCCUAACAAGGCAUAUAUCCAGAUCACGUAUGUUGAACCGUUCUUCGACACCUACGAAUUGAAAGACCGCAUCACUUACUUUGACAAGAACUAUAACUUGCGCUGCUUCAUGUACUGCACGCCCUUCACGUUAGACGGCCGUGCUCACGGUGACCUGCACGAGCAGUACAAGCGGAAGACUAUCCUCACCACCUCGCACGCCUUCCCCUACAUCAAAACCAGGAUCAACGUCAUUCACAAGGAGGAGAUUAUAUUAAUUCCAAUUGAAGUCGCGAUCGAGGACUUGCAAAAGAAGACUCAGGAGUUAGCUUUUGCCACACACCAGGAUCCAGCUGAUGCCAAGAUGUUGCAGAUGGUAUUACAAGGAAGUGUGGGAACAACCGUUAACCAGGGGCCUUUGGAAGUGGCCCAAGUUUUCCUGGCAGACAUUCCAGAUGACCCCAAACUCUUCCGACAUCACAACAAGCUCCGUCUCUGCUUCAAAGACUUCAUGAAGCGAUGUGAUGAUGCCUUGCGCAAGAACAAGACUCUGAUCGGAGCUGACCAGAAAGAAUAUCACAGGGAGCUGGAGCGUAACUACCACAGACUGAAGGAAUCUUUGCAGCCCAUGAUCAGCAUGAAGAUCCCCCAGCUCUACAAGUCCCUCGUGCCCAGUACAAGUCACCGAAAUUCUUUCAGCAGAUCGAGCUUGCGUAAAGUGGAAAUCUGAAGAAUCCGGUGGAUGCAGUGGUUUUAUUUUUGUUUUGACUCUCGAGUAUGAAGGACCUGGAAUGGAGGAAGAGUGAGGAAAGACCAAGGUUCAGGGACAGAGCGUUUGCUCUUUUUAAAGCCCCCUCCUCAGGACCACUUCAACGUAAGGCAGUUGUCGACUGCAUCUUCACCUCCACCAUCCUGCCACAGCGGACCAAUGUCAAAGUUAGAAACAUUGCUCCACGAGAGUCUGGCUGAGUUAUUUUCAUGUGGUCCUGAACAUCAUUCUACUUGUUGAACGAUUAAUUUGACCUUUUUAUCAGUCCAAACAUUUAAAGCAAUAUUAUCAUCAAUGUGUUUGUGUCUGCACCUCGAUACUGAAAUGGGCCGUUGUUGUUUAAUUUGAGGAGCUUUCCUUGGCCAAUGCACUUGUGCCCUGUACAGUAAGUAUUACCUGGUGUACUCUAAAUGACACUAAAAGCCACCUGCAGCAGCUAAGCGUCGACUUGCUACGAGGUGUGAAGAGGUGGUGAGCUCGAUCUUUCAAAAUUUACUUUUGUUUUCUUGUCGUGAAUGUAUCUUGAAAUUCAGGAAGGAUGCACUUUGGCACUGGUUUAAGUUGGCAGCAAGAAACUUAACACAUACUCAGUCAAUACCAUCGCACUAACAAAAAUCAAAUACUUCAAUAUCAAAUAACUUGAAGAAAAAAAAUUGGACCACUCUGGUGCCUAUCAAUCUAAGUCAUCCAAUAUCUGUUUUAUAAUUUAUUACCAGUUGUGCACAUAUUUUAUGUACUAAUGACCAUUUAAGAAAGACUAAAAAAUCACCCUAUCAUUCCAAGCGUUAACUCCUUUUCAUUAGGUAUGUGUUGGAGUGGUUUAAAGAAUGACAUCACUACAGUUAUCUUCUAAUGAAAGGUGCCGUUUAGUUUCUGCUCAGUUCUUACACUGUUUUCCUUCUUUGGUGUUCUUUUUUUGAUGAUAUAAUUUAAUCUUUGAGAUGAUUAGCACCAAGUGGCACUAGAGAGUGUCUGACAGGUCAGUCCUUCACUUUGCAACUCAAAAGGCACAUGAAUCCAAUAGCUCUCCUUUUUAAAGAUCUACCUGUUGGAAGGUGUUUGACGGUGUCGUCACCUGCUGAGGAGACAUUUUGGCCAAGCCAAGCAGCCAUUGCAUUUAAAUGGAAAGUCAAGAGUGUUUUAUUGUCAUAUGUCCCAGGUAGAAGAAUGAAAGGUUACUCCUGAAGGAAGAAGGAAAAUGUAUGGAGCUGCAACCCAUAUCUUGAGAGUUGGCUGGUGGUCAUCUUUGCUUCUAUCUAACUUGUCGUUAAGAAAGGGAACGGCCAAAUGCAGUGUUAGAGGAUUGAUCAGCAUUAGUGAUGUAAAGUUAAUGCUGUUUCAGGUUUUUAAAGAAUGUUUUUUAUCAAAAACAUGAUGGUCUUACAGUAACUGUUAUUUAAUGCUCAUGCCUGUUAUUGGGGGCUUGGCUGACAAAAUAAGCACUCUAAAUAAAAUAUAACAACAUCCAAUGAUUAAUACUGUACCUGCAGUAACAUAUCAACUCACUUUAAUCCUUAUACAAGCAUCUCUGUUCAAGUGCAUUGAUCUGUGUUAAAUCCUUUAAGUUACCCUUCAAUCCAUUGCCACAUUUUAUGACUGAAGCACUCCAGACUCGGCAUCCUCUUUCACAUUGUGCAUCUGUAAUUGUCAGAAGUGAACAAAUUCCAGUGCUCUCCCUUCCUCUCUCGACUACCGUGUGGCUAAAGGUAGGUCCUGAAGUCGGCAUGUUCCCAGAUUUUUAUCCAUGUUUUAUACAGGCAUCUCGUAUCGCGUGUUGUAAUCAGUUUCCGAGUCGAGGCAACCUCUUGACUUGCCCAGGGUAGAGGCAGCUUCCUUUACAUCCCUAUUCUAUAUGUGAUGCAGAUUAGAAGGCAGUGCUGAGUAAACCCACCACUUUUCUAUUUAGUUCACAUUGCCUUUGUCUCUGGAGUACAACCUUUGUAGUUGCUGUCAUGUGUUAUCUGAAACCUAAUCCUGUGUAAUUUCAAAAGAGGUGAUUGUAGUCUUUACUCUUUUUACAUGAUUUAUUCUUAUUUAUUCAGAUUAUUUAAGGAUAUAAUGGAAUAUUUUACACAGAGCAUGUUUAUUUAAGACUGUGUGAGUCUGACACACUUUAAAGAAUUCCAGUAUCCAGAGCUUUUAUUUGGUCCUUUAUUAGGCCAGGGUUUUUCUCUGCUCCCAAAGAUUUACCAGAUUUGUAUGUUCUCGCAAUUUCAUAGCCCUGGCUUCUUCAAACAGGAGGGAAAGUCUACCUAUGCUGUGACCCAAGCAGUCGUAUUUAUGGUAGAAACAAGGAACUGCAGAUGCUGGUUUACAAAAAAGGACACCAAGUGCUGGCGUAACUCAGCAUCUCUGGAGAACAUGGAUAGAUGACGUUUCAGGUCUUCAGACUCUUAUUGGGGGCACUCUUAUUUGCAAUUCUCCAGUGUAAAAAACACAAUUACUAUGCAAAUUUCCACUGCGAGUGGCAAUGAAAUGGCGGGGGAUGAGUAUUAACAUUGGAGAAGGGUCUCGACCCGAAACGUCACCCAUUCCUUCUCUACAGAGAUCCUGCCUGUCCCGCUGAUUUACUCCACCUUUUUGUAUCUAUGGUUUAAACAAACAUUGUAGUUCCUUCUUACAUAUUAACAUUGGCUGGUUCUGCUGCUCUUUCUAUGCGACGUACACGUUCGCACACACAUGAACGCACAGACUCUCAAAAUGUGACCAAACAUUUGUGGCCAGUAUUAGACCAUAAUAUACUAGGGAGGGAGGGGGGUGGGUAUUCGGAUCAAUAUUAUUAAUGUCGGAGCAGCACAAGGAUCAUAAAGCAGCACCUUUAGAGAAUGCAGUGGGAAUUAUCCCAUGCUGGUUGGACUUUGUGAGAGAUAAGAGAGUCCUGCAAUGUUGGAUUCUUCUACAUGUCUCUCAUUGUGCAGAAAGUGGAUACGAAUCAGUCAGCUAUAAUAAUAAUGGCUGUAUUGAAGAGUUAGCAAGUCCUGAUACAAAACCACUACUUGAUGACACUGAAUUUGUGUUAUGAAUUUGUUUUUUUUAUAUAAUAGUCUUUUAUAUUACUUUUUCUUAACGUUAUUACCAUGUGAACAAGACUCUCGUAAAUACAUCAAUGACUGAUGGAUGCAACCACUGAAACUCUGAAAUAAGAAAAUUCUAUGAACACAUUUGCAGGUCAGUUAACGAGAAUGAUAUGCACCAAUGUGGCAUCUUCCUCGUAAGGCUCUUUGGACUCCUUGUACUGGGGGCAUUAUUCAAGACCUGGUAACCAUUUUCCCGUGAACCUCCGACUGCUGUCUUUUUAAUUAGAUAAUUAAGUUGCGGACAUAUGCGUUCAUUACAGUGCUUCUUGGAUGUACAUAUGUAUGUGUUAACUAUCUUAUCUAGUCAUGAAAGAGAAGCCCCCAACUGAUUGAGAACACUAAAAGGAUAUAUCGUCGGACUGAGACUUCUUCCUUAAUGUUCACGAUUUAUUUUUAAUUGAAGGAAAGCCGCUCAUGGGAUGGGACUCUUUGUUUACAGCAGACUGACUUUAUUCUGCACUGUAGAUAACUCUGUUGUACUAUGGAAACACAAGCGCUCUCAGUUUACCAACCUACGGGCCAUAUCCAAAGUACCAGUCGCAGGGAGUUCUCGAGUUCUGUGUGUUUCCCACCUUAUCUUCAAAACCUGCUUUUCUCAGGUUGAUUUGUUGAUUCUGUAUUUUGCUAGACAACCUUUGCACUUUUUAUUUGUUGUGGAACAGGAAUGGGUGUGAAUUGGAUUUAGAAGGGUGAGGGGUGUUGCAUUAUUGAAAUGGAUUUUUUUUUUCUUUCAAUUUGUAAUAAUCUGUGUUGUCAAUAAAAAAGACCAAACAAUUC